Messenger RNA from Gasterosteus aculeatus aculeatus (three-spined stickleback), 1730 nucleotides. It is a transcript of the gene syt18b, whose product is annotated as synaptotagmin XVIIIb. The record is from RefSeq and is a predicted model, not a curated record. Lineage: Eukaryota; Metazoa; Chordata; Actinopteri; Perciformes; Gasterosteidae.
CUCUGCAGAUGAGAUCACUGUAACGGGUUGAAAACGGGAAUAUACUCUAUGCAAGCAGGGACAUCAGGAGGUUUUCUUUUCAAUUUUGAGCCAGGAAAGACAUACGUGUCUGCUGAACAUUGCUUGACUGUAGCUAAGUGAGAAAUCCUUUUUUUAAACAUAUAGUUUGCAGGUUUUGAUACUCACUUUGUUACUCAAAGCUGAAACUUAGGAUUCUAAAUAUUCAAGAUGUUUUUGCUCCUCUGUGACUUUUGCACUCAAAACGAUGCCCUGGAUUGACUCACGCAGACUCACGAGAGGAGAUAUCUCCAACACUGAAAGCCAGAUAAUGUUUUCAUAAGUCAAACUAAUUAUCUUCUCCACCGGGACCAAACCUUCAGCACACUGUUGGAACGAUGCCGUACCACGAUGAGGAGUACCCGGGUCAGCCUCUGUGGCAGUCUGUGCUGCUGUUCUGCUGUAAGGGUAUGAUUGAGGGCAUCAUGAUCAUACUCUUCUUCUGGCUUCUGGUGCAGGUCCUUUUCACCAAACAACUGGAAGUUCACCUCCAAAUUCUUCUUCUGGUUGGCCUGAUAGUAUUUUGUCUGUGUUUGGUCCUGGGAUGUAUUCUGUGCUGCAGGACGAGUAGGAUUUGUGCAGUGCGAGACAAAGACCCUGUGUCAUCAGACCCUGUGACAUCAGCACCAGCUCACGCUGAACCUGUGACCUUUGCCCAGAUCCCGCCUCCCUCGGCAUCGAUGACAGCGUCCGCGCACAAAUACGGGGAACAGGAUGGCGACAUAGUGGAGUACCCCUCCACUUUCCCCAGCCCUACCCCUUCGGAGAGGGAAUUUGCCUCUCUGUCGUUUUCAAAACGAGCUAGAGCUGGUUCUGAACAGAAGGAGCAGCCAAAGUCUUAUUUCUCCCCGCGCCGCCUCAGCACACCACCGCUAAUAUCACCCCUUUAUAAACCCAUUCAUCACAGUCACACUUCCCUGCCUUCAUUUCCCAAACUGGGUCUGAUGUCCAAAACAUACAAGGCUCUGCAGAGGCGCUGCAUGGUGACGGGAGGUAAACUAUCUUACAAUGAACACAGCAGGCUCACCAGUCCCAGUUCUGUCUUUGCUUCUUCGCCUGAGGAACCAAUCCCGCUGGCUCCGUUGAGCUAUGGCUCCGGUGCCAGCUGCCAAAUGCCAGUAUCGUCAAAACCCUGCCUCCAUUUUACGAUGGCCUUCUCCCCAGAGCAGCAGACGCUGGCAGUGACUGUCCUGGACCUCACUGGGACGACCCACAGGCUGCAGGAUGCGUCUGUGCUGGGCAGUCUUCCGCCUCUGUACCCCUGUCCCGUACAGGCCUCCACCCAAAGUCCUGAGAGCCGCAGCCUGGUGCUGCUACUGAGGGUGAGCUCCGUGAUGGAGCUCCAGAAGUGUGAUCUGAGAAUAGAAGUAUACACCCGGGAAGCUCCAACCGCGCUGGGAGAACUGGAGGUGGAAUGCGGAGGAAGAGACUGGAGAGCCGAGCAUCCAUUUCAUCUGGCGAAAGAGCUAAACAUAAACAAGUGGAAGCUAAAAAAGGGAUCGGGGUAUUAAAUAACAUAGGUUAGCAAGUGUUGACCUUCAUUUUAAGAUUGGUGGUAUGGAAAUGAAUGUUGCAAGGCCUACUUUGAUAUUGUUUGCCUGUAUUUCUGUUUCUGAGUGUUGGACAUGUGAUCUCUGUGGUCAGUGCAAUUAAACUUUUCGGUUUUCCCCCUU